This is a messenger RNA of Cydia amplana, 1108 nucleotides long. RefSeq lists its product as uncharacterized. Gene Ontology annotation, molecular function: 3'-5' exonuclease activity; protein binding; DNA-(apurinic or apyrimidinic site) endonuclease activity. Bases 69 to 1058 code for a protein of 329 amino acids. Gene Ontology annotation, biological process: double-strand break repair. Lineage: Eukaryota; Metazoa; Arthropoda; Insecta; Lepidoptera; Tortricidae. The transcript is spliced from 6 exons. The record is from RefSeq and is a predicted model, not a curated record. Gene Ontology annotation, cellular component: nucleus; site of double-strand break.
CGUCUUUGUUACAAUUAUUAUUUCACAAGUUUUUUAUUGCUUUUAGUUGUUAUUUAUUUAUUUAGGAAAUGUUUAAACUAGUGCGCAUUGAUACAGAGGAGCCGAAUGAAAUUCAGCUUCCGGCAGGAACGUAUUUAAUCGGUAGAGAUAAAUUGAUUGGAUUCGACGAUAAACGAUUAUCUUACAAUCACGGUCUCAUCAUUGUAAAAGAGCACAGCGUCACUAUAGAAUCGUCCCAACGAAAAAUUUACCUAACUAAGAAAGGUUCCAAAGAAAAGGAUAUAUUAAAUAAAACUUUCAAGACAGCAUUAGAAUUUGGUGACCAGUUUGGGUUUUUACAAAACUCCUAUUGGCUUGAGUUACAAAGUAACGAACCUAGUCAUAGAGCAUUAAAAGAAAUAAAUGUAAAUACUUGUGAGAAUUCACCACACUUUACAAAAGAAUCCGUGGUUCCUGAGAGUCCCUUAGACAAUGGAAAGCCGAGGAAGAGAAAAAAGGGAGAAUCUGAGAAUUAUAUAAAUGGGAAAUCAAAGAGGAGAAGGAAAGAUGAAUCAGAGGAAGAGUCUGAUGAACAGUCCAGUCAGGAGUUUGAGAGUGAGGGAUUGAAUGGUUCUAUGGAAGAGAACAGUAAAUCUGCCUCAAAGCGUGAACGAUGUGAAUAUGGGGGAAACUGUUAUAGCCUGCGCGCACUCCGCCCCAACCCUGCGCAUAAGGCGCACAUAGCGCAGUACUCGCACCCGCGCGACGAUGAUUGGGGCAGCAAAAAGAUAUGUCCGCAGGGCACCAGGUGUGGAAGUCGGGACGCGAAACACUUCAGGAAUUACAAGCAUCCGACUGAGUAUGUUAGGGUUAGGAAAUAUCGGCCGGGAAAAAAUACCUCCGACUCCGAUUCUGACAGCAGCCAAGAAUACCGCACUGAUCGCUUGCUAAGAACCAAGCGGGAAAGGAAAGCUCCGCCUAAAGAAGAUCUAGAUCUAGAAGACCUAGAGGGCUCAGAACCCGAAGAAGAUGAUCCUUUCGCGAGUGACGGCAGUGAGGACUGGACGCCUGAACCAUAAGGAAAUAAAAACUUUAAAUCUUAAAUGUAAUUUUUUAAACUUUUUUACGC